AUGCGACCGCCAGCUGCCAAAACAGCCAAGAAGGAUCGACGAGAUGCGCCUCUUGCCUGCCAAGGCCGUCUGCGCAUCCCCCCUCCUGCAGAGCAUACACACGCUCCCCCGCCGUGGAUCUCAGAGGCGCCAUGGCGCAACAAUUCCGCUCGAAUACAACCCUUUGUCCCCGCAUACAUCUCCCCUUUCCUACCCCAUCUCCACCUCCUUGCGCGUUCCAAGAUGCCCUCGAAGCGCAUCACCUCGCUCGUACUCGUCUCGCUGGCGGCGCUUGCUGCGCUCACUGCCCACGCCGACGCCCAGCAGUGCUCUGCCACCUCCAAGUGCGGCUCGGCUGCUCCCUGCUGCUCGUCGUACGGCUACUGUGGCACCUCGAUCGACCACUGCCUUGGCACCUGCGACCCCACCGCCUCGUUCCAGCCCUCGUCGUGCAAGCCCAUGCCCAAGUGCAAACCCCAGACCAUCUCCUUCACCAACAAUGCCAAGCCUUGGGUCCCCGCCUCGGCCUACCGUGGCGAUCCCAACCAGGCUCCCUUCACCCUCGACCAAGGCACCAUCGAAACCGCCAAGACCGGCUCCAAGCUUCUCCUCACCAAGGACGGCACCGCCAAGAAGGGCACGCUUCUGUCCACCACCAGGUACUGGUACUAUGGCCAGGCAAGCGCCGUCAUGAAGCACUCCAGCUGGGCCGGCGUCGUCAACACCUUCAUCGGCAUGAGUGGCACAAAGGAUGAGAUCGACUGGGAGUGGGUCCCGGACCAGACACCGGACCAGACGUCGAACCAGACAUCGGACCAGACAUCGAAGGGAAAGUCUGCGGUACAGAGCAACUGGUACUGGUUCGGGCAGCCCGAGGGCUAUACGCACGGCUACACCGUCCCCUACUCGGUCCUCGACCCCAUCUCCAAGCCCAACUCGUUCAGCACGACCGACUGGCACACGUACACGAUCGACUGGUCGCCCAACCGCCUUCGCUGGCUGAUUGACGGUACCGUGGUGCGCACGCUGUACCGCAAGAACACGCUCAACGCCAAAGACGGCCUCUACCACUACCCGUCCUCGCCCAUGCGUCUGCAGCUGAGCAUCUGGGGUGCCGGCGAUGGCACCUUCCAGCAGGGCACCGUCGACUGGGCAGGCGGUCUGAUCGACUGGAACAAAGCGCCCAAUGGCCGAUUCAUCAAUAUGGUCAAGGAAGUCACAAUCACCUGCAACGACCCGGACGACGUCAGGGAUAGCCGGCCCAACUAUGCCUUCAGCGCCAAGCAGGUCAAUGCACAGAAUGGACAGCCAAAGGUGCUCUCGACGUCUAGAUCGUCCAUUUUGGCCUAG
Moesziomyces antarcticus is the source of this 1329-nucleotide messenger RNA. RefSeq names its product glycoside hydrolase family 16 protein. The record is from RefSeq and is a predicted model, not a curated record. Gene Ontology annotation, cellular component: fungal-type cell wall. Bases 1 to 1329 code for a protein of 442 amino acids. Lineage: Eukaryota; Fungi; Basidiomycota; Ustilaginomycetes; Ustilaginales; Ustilaginaceae. Gene Ontology annotation, molecular function: chitin binding; glycosyltransferase activity; hydrolase activity, hydrolyzing O-glycosyl compounds. Gene Ontology annotation, biological process: carbohydrate metabolic process; fungal-type cell wall organization. The transcript is spliced from 3 exons.